AGACACAGCCUGUGUGACUUUGAAAACUUGAACGGAAAUGAAACGGGAAGUCAGAUCCUUUCACAGUUUGUUGAUUUGUAAAGACAAACUCAGUCUCUGAGGACUCAUUUUCUGUCCCAGGACAAGAAGCAGGGGAGAGAGAUCCAGCUGGGAAGACACUAGAGAGGAGAUGCAGAGGCGACAUGACAAGAACUCGAUUCAAAGUGGAGACCAGUUCACUGAGCAAGAAAAGAGAAGCAGAAUUAACCACUCAAAGAGAAGUGCUGGAAGUCAUGAGGUGCAGUCCUGGACAAGAGCUACCAAGCAAUCCUUGUGUCUCGUGUGGCAAAAAGUGAAACUACAGCUAAUGCUAAGCAUGUCUUUCCUUGCUGCUGUCUUUUGGUAUUGCAGAAGGCUGUACAGCUUUUUAGCACAGCUACUGACACGGUGGAGCAGCUACCUUCAAAGAAAGCUCAUAAAGAAUUGCAGCGUGUUGGAAGAAGUUGAUCUUCUUGCUUAUAGUGCAAGAGAAUGGAGAGAAGAAACAAAGCAGGCCAAACACAUGAGGGAGGCAUACAGAGAAUUAUUUCAGAACUAUCAUAUCAAAUAUCUGCGGCAGGUCAAGAAGGACAACUAUUGCCUCCUAAGAGCAGUGCUUUUUCAGAUAUUCAGCCAAGGCAUUCCUUUUCCAUCGUGGAUGAGGGAGAGAGAUAUAUUAAAGCUUCCUGAAAAGCUUCUGUAUUCCCAAGGUUGCAACUGGAUUCAGCAAUACAGUUUUGGGCCAGAAAGUUACACAGGUCCUAAUGCCUUUGGAAAAUUACGCAGAUGUAUGGAAACAUUAAAGACAAAUUGGGCUGAAAUGAGUGGUACUAAAGAUCACGAAGAAAGAAGAAACAUAUGUAAUGCACUCUUUUCUGACGAGAGCAAGGAACACAAGCUAUAUGAGGCUAUAAAAUUUAUCAUGCUCUACGAAGUUGUUGAAGCCUACGAGCAAAUGAAGAACAGGGAUGAACCUGUACCCCACCUUUUUCGCCUCCUCUUUGCUCGGGAUACUUCCUCUGACCCUUUGAGUUUCAUGAUGAAUCAUCUGAAUGCCAUAGGUGACUCCAUUUGCCUAGACCAGGUUGAACUGUUCCUUCUUGGAUACCUGCUUCAAGUAAAGAUCAAAGUUUACAGACUGCAUAGAUUUAAUACUGAAGAAUUUCAAGUAAACUGUCCAGAUGAAUACCGAAGGGAAUGGAAUGAGAUUUCUCUCCUGACUGAGGAUGACCACUACUAUCACAUCCCAGUUAUCAGAACGUGAAGCACAAAGAACUUCUUUUUAACCUUUGUAUAACGUAGUGAGUAACCAGUUCCAGUGAAUUAGGUUUCUAACUGGCAGCAGAAAUGCAUGUUGAUGAUUACAAAAUGAUUUAUGGGUUUAUUGUGUAAAUGCUUUGCUUUCCCAUUACAGCUCAAUUAGUUCCAGUCAGCCAUAAAUAGCAAAAUAUAUUGCUAUGCUGUUUGGGGGGAAAAUGUCAUAUCUAAGGGUUAUUGAAAAUAAAAGAUCAGACAGCAUGACAAAGGGAAAAGUAAUGCUGGUUUUCCACUCCUAGGCUAAUGGCUUACUCUAACAUAUCUGCGUGGGUUAAACUUAAGCCCUAAAGUAAUUCCUGCCUUUCUCUUCUAUUUCUUGAGUUAGAAUGAAUGAACUAUGCAGGAAACAACUCUUGGGGUCCCACAGUUUUUACUCUGGGACACUAAAGUUACAAGGAUUUGAGGCUAUCUUGCAUGCAAGUAUGUAAACUGAGGCCACUACACAACUCAGUUCAAAUCCCAUCCAGUUUCUCCUGGUGUUGCAGUGCCUCCCUCCAGAAAGAAAGCAAGCAGCUGCAGACCACAGCUACUUCAGACUCUUGAAAUCAGGCUGAUCAGUGUUAGAUCUACUUUACAACUGAGGAAAGUUAAGACGUUGAUGCUUGAAGAAGUCUGUCUGGAACAACUAAAUGAGAUUUGCUUUACUAUAUGCUAUGCUUUGCCUGGUUCUAGUUUCUAAAAGACUCGAUUGUGUUUAGAUAAUUUCUAAAAUGAGAGGUCCUAAAUUGAACAAAUGCUAAAAUGAUACAGCAGAUCUUGCAAGUGAAAAGCAUACAAUCCCCCAGGCAUGGGUUAUAUUUUAAAAGUGGAGUUUUAUCAAGAAACAAAGGCUUUCCUUGUUUUAUCCUAGAAGUACAGAAGGAGGCAGGUUUGGUUUUAACUGCUGCAGGACAAGGAACAAAAGCACGAGCUGGGCCUGCAGGAGCUAAAGCAGUUGUGUGUAGUAACUAAAUGAUAAUGUUGGAGAGCAUAAAAACUGCUCUCUUCCUCUGUGUAAUGGAAAACAAUUUCAUCCUUUUAGUCUUUCUAUUUUUAUGUAUAUAUAAUUUAUAAACACAAACACCUGCAUGCUGUAUUAUAUAGCAAGUUCAUUUCUUGGCAGUUUCUCUGGGUUCAGUUUUGUUCAAUAAUCUGUAGCUAUUAACGCAAAAGACUUGAUACAUAUAAUAAUUUAAUCUUUUCAAAGUCUACAUGUUGAAUAUUUAUUUUAAAAACAAACUCACAAACUUUAUUCACUGGAUGAAGUAAUUUUCCCUCUUUAAUUUUGAUCCUGUUCCACGUAGGGAAAUGCUGUAAUGCCUUGCAUUGGGUAUUGUCUGUUUUGCAUCAGUGGUAUAUGCAACACUUGCACUUGUCAAUAAAGUUGCCUAUAUUUUAUUCUUGUUUUGGUACAAGCAGGCAUACCAAAAAAGGAUGUAUUUUUAUAGAGAGCUUUUUAAUGGUUUGUGUAUUAUUUAUGAAUAGCAAUGCAAAAGCAUAACAUCUGGAAGUGUUACAUUGAUAAAAUGUAUGUUUUUUGUAAUCUUGAGCAUACUGAUAGAAGGAAAUUAAUAAAGAUAAAUGAAGAAAGA
Messenger RNA from Centrocercus urophasianus (Greater sage-grouse), 2906 nucleotides. It is a transcript of the gene OTULINL, whose product is annotated as OTU deubiquitinase with linear linkage specificity like. NCBI's taxonomy places the organism in Eukaryota, Metazoa, Chordata, Aves, Galliformes, Phasianidae. Gene Ontology annotation, cellular component: cytoplasm. Bases 170 to 1282 code for a protein of 370 amino acids. The record is from RefSeq and is a predicted model, not a curated record. Gene Ontology annotation, molecular function: cysteine-type deubiquitinase activity. The transcript has 8 exons. Gene Ontology annotation, biological process: protein linear deubiquitination.